This is a messenger RNA of Brassica oleracea var. oleracea, 971 nucleotides long. RefSeq lists its product as uncharacterized. The coding region runs from base 1 to 855 and encodes 284 amino acids. The transcript is spliced from 3 exons. Lineage: Eukaryota; Viridiplantae; Streptophyta; Magnoliopsida; Brassicales; Brassicaceae. The record is from RefSeq and is a predicted model, not a curated record.
AUGGAUUUGCCAGAACUCCCACCGAGGAUGUUUACAUUAAGAGAAGAGCUCGCUGCAAUCAGGAGCAUUUCGUAUCAUUCUGAUGACAUGAAGUUGUUUAAAGCUCUAUGUGAUUGUCUCACAGCUGACGAAUAUGAGGAUCUGAAGGCGUCGAAGUUGGGAGUGUUCAUCAAAUUCAAGAAGCUUGAGUUUGGUUGGACUUCAAGGCUGGUACAUUUUAUGCUCUGUUUCCAUCUGGACAUUAAGAAGAAGUUUGAGCUCUGGAGUCUUGUCGCUUCACAACCUGCGAGGUUUUCACUGAUAGAGUUUGAACACCUCACUGGGCUGAACUGCGAUUACAUCAAGGACCUGGAAAAUCCAAGAGUGGCGUUUAAGGUGCUGAUGGAUUCUCUGAAGGCAAAAGACUUGACGCAAACAGGUUACACUGUUCAUGGUUUCAUACAAGUCGUCCAAGUGUGGGCGUACUAUGCUAUGCCAGAAUUGGGUGCUAAUUAUGGGUCUGCCGUACCAAAUAGACCGUCUCCACUGUUGCUGGCUUACAAGGGUGGCAAAGGACAACGCAAAUGUUUUAAGGCUGCUAUCAAAAAACAGAAUAACGUGAACAACUUCAUUCGGAAGGACCUUGAUGAAAUGUUUCCAAAAUGGGACGAAGACGUAGAUGACCCUGCUGCGGAUAACAUAAUUAAAGUCAUGUUUAAUGAUCCUGGAUGGAAGUGGACCAUGGACUGCUGGCAAGUCACCGGUACUCACAAGGUUGUUAAUAUGGAAGUGAGUCCAGGGAAGAAUGAAGUGAGUCCAGUGAAGACGGAAAAAAACUGCAAUGAAGUCAGAGAGUGUUGUGAAGGAAGAAAGUAGCAGACCUCGGAAGAAAGUAGCAGACCUCGGAAGAAAGCUCAUAAAGAGUCUUCUGUUUCUGGUGAGACACUUGCGGCGGGUAGUGAUGGCUAUGGGAUGACGAAACAGCAGAUUGA